Molecule: messenger RNA, 1472 nt
Organism: Rhagoletis zephyria (snowberry fruit fly)
Lineage: Eukaryota; Metazoa; Arthropoda; Insecta; Diptera; Tephritidae
Gene: Prip
Product: aquaporin prip
Biological process (GO): transmembrane transport
Cellular component (GO): plasma membrane
Molecular function (GO): channel activity
Source: RefSeq, a predicted model, not a curated record
AGCCCUUUGCCUGAAUUUACUUACAAAAUAGUAAUUAAAGCAUAAAAUUGGAGGCAAAUAAACAGAUAUGCCAGCAAAAUUUGAAUACUCACUGGGCGUACAUGAGCUGAAGUCGAAGGAGCAUCGCCUUUGGCAGGCGCUUGUGGCGGAAUUUCUGGGAAACUUCCUAUUGAAUUUCUUUGCAUGCGGCGCAUGUACCCAACCCGAAGAUGGCACAUUUAAGGCGUUGGCUUUUGGCUUGGCUGUUUUUAUAGCAAUCACAGUUAUUGGCAAUAUUAGCGGCGGUCACGUAAAUCCAGCCGUCACUAUUGGUUUAUUGGUAGCGGGGCGUGUGACCGUUUUGCGUGCUGUAUUCUAUAUCAUAUUCCAAUGUUUGGGUUCUAUUGCCGGCACCGCAGCCGUUCGUACACUCAUCGAUGAGGUUUACUACAAUGGCUUAGGUCACACACAUCUCGCGCCGAAUAUUACCGAGCUACAGGGUCUCGGUAUUGAGUUCUUCUUGGGACUGGUGUUGGUGCUCACCGUUUUUGGUGCUUGUGAUGCUAGUAAACCAGACUCACGCUACACUGCCCCACUCGCUAUCGGACUCUCUGUCACACUCGGCCACUUGGGUACAAUUCGUUACACUGGCGCCAGCAUGAAUCCGGCACGUACACUUGGCACAGCGUUUGCCGUCGACAAUUGGGAUGCACAUUGGGUAUACUGGGCAGGUCCCAUACUUGGUGGCAUAGCAGCGGCGCUUAUCUACACCCAAGUGCUGGAAAAGCCCCUAGUCAUGACCAGCGUUAAAGUGAUUGAAGUGUCCGACAAAUAUCGGACACACGCUGAUGAGCGUGAGAUGAGAAAACUGGAUAGUGCACGCGAUUACGCUUAAAUGCAAAUAAAUGCAAACAAAUACAUAUACUACAUACAUACAAACAUAUAUGAAAUAAAAAAUAAUAAUAAUAAUUUUAAGAAAAGUAAAAUCGCAAUAAAAACAGAACUGGCGCCUUGAACUGCGUACCCAGUACCCAGUACUCGUAGUUUAUGUGUGUUCAAAUGAAAAAUAAGAAGGAAAGCCGAAUAAUAAGCAAUAAGCCAUGAAAAACCGAACUGCACUUGUUGCAACGCAUCGUGUCGGCACGUGUUGCAUGCAACACAUGCAUACAUACAUACGCAUAGCCGUUGGAUGUGGUGUGUUGAUAUUGCAUAAGUGACGCAUAGCUCUCAACGCCAGCAACGUCAAUGAGCAACAACAAAAAGCGGAAUUGCUGCAACUGGCAACACGAAGCGUCUGCAGUCGCACAGCCGACAAAAGCUCAACCACAGCAACAACAACCAGUCACCAACAAACAAUAAAUACUAAACGUAUUUAUGUACACAUCUACACUGCAUACCAAAUGUAUUUGUAUCUAUCAUUAUAAACUUUUUGUAUUGUCUUCUACUACUUAACUGUACUCAAACAUUCAUUAUAGUAUUUAUGUAAACGAAAA